UAGUAUAUCCAUUAGGUGGCCCAUCUAGUGAUAGCCCAAUCAAUUACUGUAGGUAGAGUAAGGAAGCCACUAUGGAACAGUAAAUUGUUAAUUUUAUUUUUAUUGUCAGGGAAGUUGGAUUUUCUGUCUUUAUAUGUUAUUUAUAUAAGUUAGCUUAGCUAACAGAUUCAUGUGGAUAGGGAGUGAGGGAAAAAUGGAAGGACAUAUGUUGUGCUAAAUAUUUUUCAUUAUAUAGAAUUGCAAUAUUUUGUUCCUGCAGCUGGAUUGAUUACCAUACAUUUAUUUAUUAGAUUUUUAUCCUGCCUUUAUUAAAGUAAUUCAAUGUGGGUAGUUCUUGUUCACUUUUUGUCCAUCAAUAAUAUUAGAAUUUCAUUUCUGAAAAGUUUUUGCCCUUCAUGGAUAUUAUCAUUUAUUAUGAUCAUGAUGUGAGUACAUAAAUUGGCAGAGAUAAUAGUCAAUAAUCAUUCAUUAACCUUAAACCAUUUGUGAGGGUGGAAGGAAUGCAAGACAGCCAAAAUAAAUGUACAUAAUUGGUGCAUGAAACUGGCAGGCCAAAAAAAAAUGGCUGGACAAAAAAGAAACAGGAGUUCAAAUGACGCAAUAAAUGUUGCAAAAACAAAACAUUGUAGAAACCAGCUUUACUAACAGAAGCUAAAAUGUAAGAAAAAAGAUGGUAGUCUAUUCUAAAGAUGUUAAGAUUGGUCUUUAAAUAACAUUUCUGCAAAUUUAUAUAGUUGGUUUUGUAAAAGAUAAAAAAUAAUGGCAUGUAAUAUUGAGAUGUAUAAAAAUGGUAAGUUGAAUUAUUGCUAAACUUGUGAGUAAAUUUUGUAGCAUCAAGUCAGAAAGCAAAAAAUGGACACAUUCCAAGAUGUAUUCCAGAAAGUAGAGAAGAUUGGGGAGGGCACCUAUGGAGUCGUGUAUAAAGCAAGAAACAAGCAAACAGGCCAGUUAGUUGCUCUGAAGAAGAUCCGACUUGAUUCGGAGACAGAAGGAGUACCUAGUACAGCAAUCAGAGAAAUCUCACUGUUAAAAGAACUGAAACACCCAAAUAUAGUGAGGCUCCUUGAUGUAGUGCAUAAUCAGAAGAAGCUAUACUUAGUCUUUGAAUAUUUGAAUCAAGAUCUUAAAAAGUACAUGGACUCAUCUCGUACAGGAGAGCUUCCUCUAAACUUAAUCAAGAGCUAUCUUUACCAACUGUUACAAGGUGUAAGCUUCUGUCAUUCUCACAGAGUUAUCCACAGAGACCUGAAGCCACAGAAUUUGCUCAUAAACGAAAUGGGAGCCAUCAAACUAGCUGAUUUUGGUCUAGCUAGAGCUUUUGGAGUCCCUCUACGUACUUACACACAUGAGGUGGUAACCUUAUGGUAUCGGGCUCCUGAAAUUUUACUGGGUUGUAAAUAUUACUCAACAGCUGUGGAUAUAUGGAGCAUUGGCUGUAUCUUUGCAGAAAUGGUGACAAGAAAAGCCUUGUUUCCUGGAGACUCUGAAAUUGACCAAUUAUUCCGGAUUUUCCGUACACUUGGUACUCCAACUGAAUCACUGUGGCCAGGAGUCACAAAUCUUCCUGACUAUAAAGGAAAUUUCCCCAAAUGGCCAAGGAAAGAUAUGAAGGUGAUCAUUCCAAACUUGGAUCAAGAUGGACGAGACUUAUUGCUGCAACUAUUAAUGUAUGAUCCCAACAAGCGAAUCUCAGCCAAAGCUGCUUUGAACCAUCAGUAUUUCUGGCAAGCUCCACGGGAUGCUAAACAGUGUGUGGUAGAACAGUAUGGGCCAUGAGAUUAAGAAGUUCUGGUUAAUGCUUUGCUGGAAUUAGCUACUGGAUCGUCACGUUCUAAACAAUUUAGCAAAGGAGCAGCUGUAACCAUCAUUAAAAAAUGUUCUUGGCCUUUUGCCCAGUUUAAUAUUCAUGCAAACAUUUUGACAAUUGUAAAUGGUACAGAUCCUUGUAAGGACUAACAGUUCCUUCUUUAAUAGAGGUGAAAAAGUUUAAUACUUUUAGUAUAUGAAAAGGAGUAAUAUGACUUGCUAUCUGAGAAGUAGAAAGAGAAAAAAAGUUUAAUUAAUCCAGUUUCUGUAAUAUAUUAUUCACUCUGCUGCAGUUCAAGUACUAGCAUUACAAGAUAUGGUUAUUAUUAUUUAGAUUAGGCUAGCACAUUGUACAGAAGCCUAGGCACUGAUGUUGGUUUUUCUUUUUUUAUAUGAACUCAUACUUUCACAACACUACUGAAAACUAACCAUGCCAAAAAAAGUGUGAGUGCGUUUGUGUGUGGAGGAACUAGAUAUUACAGAGACACACAGAAAUAUGUUAUACUUGAGUUUCUUUCUAUGUAUAUCCAUCAUAAAAAACAAGAACUUUGUAUAUUUACAUGUGAUGGCAAACCUUUUUUGCCUCGGGUGCCAAAAGCACAUGCUUGCUAUCGCACAUGCUUGUGUGCCCCCCCAUAAUCUAAUGCCCCCUGCCAUGCCUCCCGUGCAUGUGAGUGUGACCCCCCUCACUGCCCCGCACAUGUGCACACGGCUUUCUUGGAGCCUGGGGA
This is a messenger RNA of Thamnophis sirtalis, 2537 nucleotides long. It is a transcript of the gene CDK3, whose product is annotated as cyclin dependent kinase 3. Gene Ontology annotation, cellular component: nucleus; cytoplasm; cyclin-dependent protein kinase holoenzyme complex. Gene Ontology annotation, molecular function: cyclin-dependent protein serine/threonine kinase activity; cyclin binding; ATP binding. Gene Ontology annotation, biological process: G1/S transition of mitotic cell cycle; regulation of gene expression; signal transduction. Lineage: Eukaryota; Metazoa; Chordata; Lepidosauria; Squamata; Natricidae. The record is from RefSeq and is a predicted model, not a curated record.